Messenger RNA from Macrosiphum euphorbiae (potato aphid), 369 nucleotides. Lineage: Eukaryota; Metazoa; Arthropoda; Insecta; Hemiptera; Aphididae. The record is from the annotation of a GenBank genome assembly.
AUGGUUGGGAUUAUAAGACAGAUGGUCACGGUGGUUGGCAAGUGUUGGCUUCUUGGGAAAGGGUUUUUGGUUUCUCUGUUUACAGUUAGAGGUAGGCCAUUAGAGACAUCGGACACGAAACAGAGAUCUGGUGACGUCAUCGGACCCCAUCUACCAGAUUUAAAAGUGCCUCCUUGUUUGGCAUCAGAUCAGUUUAUGGUGGUUAAUUGCUGCGAAACCAAUUAUUUGAAAAAUUAUCGAAACCAUUUAUUUUUAGGCGGUUUGUUUCACCAUAAGGUAUGUGGAUCUCUUGUAACACCAAUACAUCCAUGUCAACAAAUCUUUUCAACAAAAUGUCAUCCUUGGCUCGAGUCAAGCCUUCCUCGUUAA